AGUACGUCUCAGUAGUGGGUCGACCUCUGCAAAUACUGAGCUCCUUCUUCUCCUCCAUCUCUCCGUCUCUGAGUACAUUCUCCACGCACAAAGCUCCGUUGUUCUCCUCUGUACUGGAGACUGAAGCAGAUUCUCUCAACAUUUUAAUUGUCAUAUCUUGAUGCUGCACCGCUUUCUACCUUCACUCCGUUGAUCCUAUGCCAUUCGCCUGUAGCUUCAAGGUUUUGAGAUCUAUCACUGCCGCUCAUCCAUUUUUGAUGACUGCGUAGAGAAAGUAGCGGCUUCGUCAUGGAGAAACAACCCUGUACAAGCCAAUAAUGACUUGCCCAUGCCUCUUAUUCCCUUAGUGAAUAUGUUGUAUUUAUUGGUAAGUUGGAUUUUUGUUCCACUGCGCACACCAUCAUCUCUAUUUGCUUUGGAGUUUUAUUAAAAAAAAAGUAACUUUGGAGUUAAAGAGAAAGAAAAAUACUUCACAGAGAUCUAAAGAUUGGGACUGUAAGUAGGAGUGAGCUUUAUCCAUGGCGGCGAACCAGUCCCAAUCUCAGUCUCUACAACAAAAUCAAGCUAAGAAGGUCCCUCUAUUCCCCUUUGUUUCUAUUAUCUGCUUCGUCUCCAUCUUCCUCCUCCUCUCUUCGAUAAGAAACACCACUUCAAUUCCUUCACAUUCUCAUAAUCAAUCUAUUCAAUUCCCCAAAAUCAACGGCUUAUCCAACCCGGGAGCUUCACCCGAUUCAUGCGACUACUCGAAUGGAAAUUGGAUCCACGACCCGGUCGGGACAUCCCCGAGGUACGACCAUACGUGCAAGGAGAUAUUCAAGGGUUGGAAUUGCAUCUCCGGCAAAAAAUCCAAGAGUCGCGAUCUCAUCAACUGGCACUGGAAACCCACCCAGUGUGAACUCUCGCCAUUCGAUCCCACUGCCUUUCUCCACGCGUACAGGGACACCGCAAUUGGGUUUGUCGGUGAUUCGUUGAAUAGGAAUAUGUUUGUGUCUCUUUUCUGCUCUCUUAAAAGGGUCUCAAAUGAUGUCAAGAAGUGGAGGCCGGCUGGUGCCGACCGCGGGUUCACAUUUCUUCAAUAUAAUCUCACCAUUGCUUAUCAUCGAACUAACCUUUUAGCUCGAUAUGGUAGGUGGUCAGCUAAUUCCAAUGGUGGUGCUUUAGAGUCUCUUGGGUUUAAAGAAGGUUAUAGGGUAGAUGUUGAUAUUCCAGAAGGAACAUGGGAAAAUGCUCUGAGCUUUCAUGACAUUCUAAUCUUCAACACGGGGCACUGGUGGUGGGCUCCUUCAAAAUUUGACCCUGUUAAGUCUCCAAUGCUUUUUUUUGAAAAGGCUCAGCCUGUGAUUCCUCCAGUAUCUCCUGAGGCAGGGCUUGAUAUGGUCUUAAAACACAUGGUAAAGUACAUUGAAAAUAGAACUCGACCUGGUACAAUCAAAUUCUUUCGAACACAAUCUCCUAGACACUUUGAAGGUGGUGACUGGGACCAGGGUGGUGCUUGUCCAAGGCUGAAGCCAUUGUUACCAGAGCAGGUGGAAUCGCUUUUCUCACUGAAUAAUAAUGGAACAAAUGUGGAGGCACGCCUAGUAAAUCAGCACCUGUUCAAGGCUCUUGAAAGGACAAAUUUUCAUAUAUUAGACAUAACACACUUGAGCGAGUUCCGAGCAGAUGCCCAUCCAUCUUCAGCUGGAGGAAAAAAACACGUCGAUUGUAUGCAUUGGUGUUUACCAGGAAUUACUGAUACUUGGAAUGACUUGUUAAUAAAGCAAUUAAACAAUAUUAAGAAAUCCCUUAAACUCGCUUAUCGGGUUGAAGUUCAAAAUAGGUCCUCUCCUGGAAGAAUAUGAAACUAUAACAAGGACCAUGUAGGUACUAAA
Humulus lupulus (European hop) is the source of this 1871-nucleotide messenger RNA. Its product is annotated as protein trichome birefringence-like 13. The coding region runs from base 519 to 1841 and encodes 440 amino acids. Lineage: Eukaryota; Viridiplantae; Streptophyta; Magnoliopsida; Rosales; Cannabaceae. The record is from RefSeq and is a predicted model, not a curated record. Gene Ontology annotation, cellular component: Golgi apparatus. The transcript is spliced from 10 exons. Gene Ontology annotation, molecular function: O-acetyltransferase activity.